CUGUAGCACCCCACUGACCUCCAGCCAUCGCCCUUAUUGCACCCCACUGGCCUGUAGCCAGCCCCUGUAGCGCCCCACGGACCUUUAGCCAUUCCCCUCAGAGCACCCCACUGGCCUAUAGCCAGCCCCUAUAGCACCCCAUUGACCUAUAGCCACCCCCCAACCCCUAUAGGACCCCACUGACCUCUAGCCAUUGCCCUUAUAGCACCCCACUGGCCUAUAGCCACCCCCAGCCCCUGUAGCACCCCACUGAUCUCUAGCCACUGCCCUUAUAGCACCCCACUGACCUCUAGCCACCCCCUCAGCCCCUAUAGCACCCCAUUGACCUAUAGCCACCCCCAACCCCUAUAGGACCCCACUGACCUCUAGCCAUUGCCCUUAUAGCACCCCACUGGCCUAUAGCCACCCCCAGCCCCUGUAGCACCCCACUGAUCUCUAGCCACUGCCCUUAUAGCACCCCACUGACCUCUAGCCACCUCCCAGCCCCGAUAGCACCCCACUGACCUCUAGCCACUGCCCUUAUAGCACCCCACUGGGCUAUAGCCACCCCCUCAGCCCCUAUAGCACCCCACUGACCUCUAGCCACUGCCCUUAUAGCACCCCACUGACCUCUAGCCACCUCCCAGCCCCGAUAGCACCCCACUAUCCUCUCUGGUACUCCACCAUCUGCCCGCUACAGCAUCCUGCUAUUAUGCUACCCGUCCCCUUCAGCCAUUUCCUCCCUCUGUAGCACACACGCACUCCGCUAUCCCACUCACCCCCCCAUUGGCUUCCUCCCUGUCAACAUCUAGCUCCUGUGGCAGGGUGCUGUUCCCUUCUGCCCAAUAUAACACCUCCAUUAUUUCCUUCUGUGCAGCUGGUAUCUGAUAUCCGCAUCGACCAGGGUUGUUUCAAAUUCGGUUCAGAGUUGACCAAGAUGACUGUGGAAGGUCAAACCCAGGAACCUUCUUCGUGGGAUCUGGGACAAGAAUGAAACAUGGCUGAGGAUUCUCAGAGAAACUUCCGCUCUGUCUACUAUGAAAAAGUGGGAUUUCGUGGUGUUGAAGAAAAGAAAUCAUUGGAAAUCCUACUGAAAGAUGAUCGACUGGAUAUUGAGAAGCUUUGCACAUUUAGCCAAAGAUUUCCUCUCCCAUCCAUGUAUCGUAUCCUGGUGUGGAAGGUGCUUUUAGGAAUUAUUCCUCCUCACCAUGAAUCUCAUGCUCUGGUGAUGAAGUACCGAAAGGAACAAUAUAGGGAUGUGUAUCAUGCCCUCCAAGUAAUUCGGUUUAUCAAGGAUUCUACCCCACAGGUUGAAGUUUUCCUCCGCAUGCAUCAACUGGAGUCAGGAAGGUUGCCUCGAAAUUUGGCUUUUCCUCUGGAACCAGAAGAUGAAGUGUUUCUUGCCAUAGCUAAAGCCAUGGAGGAAGUGGUGGAGGAUAAUAUCGACUGCUACUGGCUUGUCAGUAGUUUUGUGAAUCAGUUAAACAACAAAUAUAAAGAUUCGUUACCACAGCUGCCAAAAGUUCUUGAACAGUAUUUGAAUGUUGAAGAUAACAGACUUCUGGUGCAUCUGAAGGCAUGCUCUGCAGUGAGCAAACUUCCUUACAAUCUUUGGUUUAAGAAGUGUUUUGCAGGCUGUUUACCUGAAUCCAGUUUACAGAGGGUUUGGGACAAAGUUAUUAGUGGAUCCUGCAAGAUUCUUGUUUUUGUUGCUCUGGAGAUUUUAUUAACCUUUAAAAUGAAGAUAAUGGCCCUGACUAACACAGAGAAGAUCACACAGUUUCUGGAAAAUAUUCCUCAAGAUAACACUGAUGCAAUAGUGAGCAAAGCUAUUGAUUUGUGGCACAAACAUUGUGGAACACCGGUACAUUUGGUAUGAGAACUUGCUGUAGUCCUCACGGUUUGGAAGGACAUACCUUCUGAUGGUACUUCCCUAGAUUAGUAUCUGUAGAUGUUAAAUUGUUUCACAUUUUUGUUUGUAAAUAUCAUGGUGAUUAAUUUCUAAAUUGUUGUAGUAAAAAUAAAGACUGAGUUGUGCUGUGA
Dermochelys coriacea (leatherback sea turtle) is the source of this 2022-nucleotide messenger RNA. RefSeq names its product TBC1 domain family member 7. Bases 977 to 1858 code for a protein of 293 amino acids. The transcript is spliced from 9 exons. Gene Ontology annotation, biological process: activation of GTPase activity; negative regulation of TOR signaling. The record is from RefSeq and is a predicted model, not a curated record. Lineage: Eukaryota; Metazoa; Chordata; Testudines; Dermochelyidae. Gene Ontology annotation, molecular function: GTPase activator activity.